This is a messenger RNA of Aspergillus ibericus CBS 121593, 1455 nucleotides long. Its product is annotated as ankyrin repeat domain-containing protein. The record is from RefSeq and is a predicted model, not a curated record. The transcript is spliced from 2 exons. Lineage: Eukaryota; Fungi; Ascomycota; Eurotiomycetes; Eurotiales; Aspergillaceae. The coding region runs from base 1 to 1455 and encodes 484 amino acids. Gene Ontology annotation, molecular function: protein binding.
AUGCGAUUCCCCAUUGAAAUCCUCCGCCAAAUCAUCCAGAGUGCGGUGGAUCUAGUGCCAAUCCGGGAUUUGUUCCAGGCCAGAUUGGUCAACACUUUCUUCGAUGAGGAGAUCAUUACGUUCUUCCUGGACAGUCCGCGCUUGGAGGAAGAGGCAUUCUGCUUUCCUACGUCGUGCCGCACCAAUAAGGCGAUCAAGGGACGGUGGACGGAGUUUCCAGACCGGCUCAAGCGCUUAUAUCUCUACCGCAAGAUUCAGAAACAUCCGCGCAGCCGAUGUGCCUUUACGUGCUGGGUACAAGAGGUGCUGGACCACCAGUUAGGGACUACUCCGGAAGUGGAGCAAAAGGACGAAUGGAUAGCAAAGUUGGUCGAUGUCACGAUAUCGGGCCACUAUGAGCCAGCGAACCUGUUCAGUCCCGACCGGUGCGAGUGGUGGAUGAAAAGAGUCCGGGCUAUGUUCCAGGACUCCAUGGUGCAGUCCAUCCCCAUUCUUCUGGCCUGCAGUGCCAUCAAACGGGGGGAUUGCGCGGAGCUGCAGACGGCGCUGCAGAAUGGAUUGCAAAUGCAGAGGCUGUGUGUACGUUUCGGCGUCAUCACGCUAGAUGUCGCCGCCAGAAAGGGGAACAAAGAGAUUGCCAGAACGCUGGUGGAGCACAAAUGUCCCAUGUGGUAUGACGUGAAUUGGAAUACCUGCCAUGUGGUGCCCGUAGCUGCGGUGGCCCAAAACAAGGAGGCGCUGGAAGUCUGGAUCGAGCACCUUUAUCAAACGCAUCCGAGCUCCGCUGUGCCCGCAUGGAACUGCGCAGAGGCAAUGGAGAAAUUAGCGCGUAGAGGACUGAUCGAGAUGAUGGAGUUCAUGAUGGAGCGAUAUCCCGCGACGCUGCAUGACCGAAUCGGGGCCUUGUCCGCGGCCAUCGAUAGCGGCCAAUGUGCCGCAGCGCAGUGGCUUCUGGCACGCCUCGAUGCUCCGCUCCCGCCUGACCGAGGAAGAUGGUUAUUGACAAGCAGCUUGAAAUGCUGCCCCCGGGCCAAGAGAACGCGAAUGGUGCAACUCCUCCUGGAGCAUGGAGUUGACCCGAAUGGAGACGCCCGGUUUCAGACGCCACUCGAUGUGGCUGUGGCAGCCGGAGACGUGAGCAUUGCCACCAUGUUAGUGCAAUACGGAGCCAACUUCAACCAACGUCUUCCUCCUGGUUCGCGCUUGAUGAAACCAUCGCCGCUAAUGCUGGCAGUCCGGCAAAGAUCGGCGCCCCUCAUCCGAAUGCUUCUGGAAAAUGAAGCAGAUCGGACGUAUACCUGGAAGCGAAGGAAAUACACGGUAUACUGUGAUGUGGAGGAAGUGCGUAACCUGGAGAAGGUCUUGAGGGAGCUGGGGUGGGACGAGGAGAAAGUGAAGCAGGAAGCCGGGGAUUAUUGGGUGUUGGGCGAGAAGCUCCGGAACCCCCGCACGUGA